AAAAAGUCUAUAUCCAAUAGCAGAAUAUCGCCAUUAAAUUUUUUCUCAUAGGAGAGACAACAAACCUCUCAAUGAGGGCCUUACACUUACACACAACAGCAACAGUCUUAACCCCAAAAUUACCAAUCUGCCACUACCCUUCUCUUCUCUCCCCCAAACCUCAACCAUUUCUCAAGAGCAAAACUUCAAAUACACACAUAAAAAUAGCUAUACAAUCAAAACCCACAAUGAUAAUUGCAUCAUCAAUGGCGGACGACAGAAUACAGACCGACAAACCAUUUUCUGUGCUGUUUGUCUGCCUCGGAAACAUCUGCAGAAGCCCAGCUGCUGAAGGUGUCUUCAGGCAUCUUGUUAAGGAUAAGGGUCUCGAUUCUAAGUUCUACAUUGACUCUGCUGGCACGAUUAAUUACCAUGAGGGUGAUCAAGCGGAUCCAAGAAUGAGGGCAGCUUCCAAAAGGCGUGGAAUUGAGAUAACUUCACUGUCAAGGCCAAUAAGGCCGUCCGAUUUCAGGGACUUUGAUCUUAUUCUGGCAAUGGAUAGGAAAAAUAGAGAGGAUAUACUGGAUGCAUUUGAGAGGUGGAGGCACAAAGAACCCUUGCCUGCCAAUGCAGAUAAGAAGGUCCAGUUAAUGUGCUCUUACUGCAAGAAGCAUGAUGAAACUGAGGUGCCCGACCCCUAUUAUGGCGGACCCAAAGGUUUCGAGAAGGUCCUGGAUUUACUUGAAGACGCAUGCGAGUCGUUAUUGGAGAAUAUUGUGGCUGAGAAGCUGUAGUAUUUCGACUUCUUGCCAAAUCUGUAUUUUGAUGAACAGAACGGAACACUUUGAAGGAAACAUUUCCCCAUUACGUUAUUCCUCUACCCUGAAGACCAACCCUCAACAUUUAUAUUCUCUUGAAGCUUAAAAUUAUUGGGAAUUUAGAAGCGUUUAUCAGACUUCCAAACAUACACUUAUAUUCUCUUGAAGCUUAAAAUUAUUGGUAAUUUAGAAUCGUUUAACUUCAAACUUUCAAAUAUGCAC
Molecule: messenger RNA, 1019 nt
Organism: Striga asiatica
Lineage: Eukaryota; Viridiplantae; Streptophyta; Magnoliopsida; Lamiales; Orobanchaceae
Source: the annotation of a GenBank genome assembly